CUCCGCCGACCCCGUCUCUCGCCGUUUCUGCCCCCCCCACGCCCCCGGCUCCCCACGAUACCCAAAAGUACCAUUCAUCGGCGGUCUCGGCGGCGUGAACUCGUCGCCUUCUCCCCCCAACACCUCCCAUCAAAAUGGGCGCCUUUGGGGACUUCACCGGCUUGUGCCAUAUGGCGCCGUUGCCGCUAUGCUCGUCGAUAGGCCCCAUAACGUCGAUUGCGAGCGGCGUUGGUAUCGAGCCUGACUGCUUCGCCCGGAACAUCGAGCUGGCCAAUACCCUCAUCUUCCAGGGCGCCGCCAGCUUUAUGCACAUUAUCGCCCUGGUCAUGACGGUCACUAUGAUAUUACACGUGCGGGGGAAGUUUACGGCAGUGGGACGGAAGGAAAUCACAACCUUCUUCUACCUCUAUAUGCUCCUCACUUUCUUAUCCCUUAUCAUCGACGCCGGAGUCAUCCCUGCGGGCUCGACGCCAUACCCGUACUUUGUCGCGAUCCAAGCAGGACUUUCGUCGGCCCUCGUCACCUGCUUGCUGAUCAACGGCUUUGUAGGGUUCCAGCUCUACGAAGACGGCACACCGCUCUCGCUGUGGAUGAUGAGGCUCUGCUCUGCUGCCGCUUUUGUCAUCACGUUCCUUGUCGCGCUCGCCACCUUCAAGACGUGGGCCGGACUCGGCCCCACUAAUACGGUCGGCCUCUUUGUGGUCUUGUACCUGCUCAAUGCUAUCCAGCUGUUCAUAUACGUUGCCAUGCAGAUUGUCCUUGUCACCCGCACGCUGCAGGACAGGUGGCCUCUGGGCGACAUAGCCUUUGGCUCUUUUUUCUUCGUUGUCGGCCAGAUCAUUCUCUACGCUCUCAGCUCGCCCAUCUGCAGCGCCGUCAGCCACUAUCUGGACGGCUUGUUCUUUGCCACGACGUGCAACCUGCUGGCCGUCAUGAUGGUCUACAAGUACUGGGACUCAAUCACUAAGGAGGAUCUGGAGUUCUCGGUUGGCACGAGGAUGAACAACUGGGAAGUGAAGGAGCUGCUGCCCGAGGAGGACCGCCGCGCGACCGUGUAUAACGACGAGCCUUAUAACAACUCGAGCGCUUUUGACAGCUCCUUCUCUCCAAACUCCAACAGACACUCCCGGUACUGAAUUAGAGGGACAGAUUCUGCAUUGAAGGUCUAGCAUUGCAACAAUUUUUUUGAGGGGGGGGGGGGGGUGCGGACCUGGCUUCACGAGGACAGAAUGAAGUUUAGUCAGGGCCACAAAAGUUUUUCACUUUGCGGAACUACCUCUCAAUCUCUUUCUUUGUGU
Molecule: messenger RNA, 1298 nt
Organism: Lasiosphaeria miniovina
Lineage: Eukaryota; Fungi; Ascomycota; Sordariomycetes; Sordariales; Lasiosphaeriaceae
Product: chitin biosynthesis protein
Exons: 2
Coding region: 135-1136 (333 amino acids)
Biological process (GO): protein folding
Cellular component (GO): endoplasmic reticulum membrane
Source: RefSeq, a predicted model, not a curated record